Lodderomyces elongisporus is the source of this 2475-nucleotide messenger RNA. RefSeq names its product mRNA splicing protein. Bases 1 to 2475 code for a protein of 824 amino acids. The transcript has a single exon. The record is from RefSeq and is a predicted model, not a curated record. Gene Ontology annotation, molecular function: nucleic acid binding. Gene Ontology annotation, biological process: spliceosomal complex disassembly. Gene Ontology annotation, cellular component: U2-type post-mRNA release spliceosomal complex. NCBI's taxonomy places the organism in Eukaryota, Fungi, Ascomycota, Pichiomycetes, Serinales, Debaryomycetaceae.
AUGACAGUCCGCAAUUCAAGUAGAAGCUUGACUUUUGCAAAGUCAAGCGAUGAGCUAUUGCAACCAAUUAGCAAUGCAUCCAAUACUACAAACACAACAGGUAACCUACAACGACCGACAAUGGCUCUGGGCCUGAUGAUGUCUGCAAUGUACAACGAAUACUCCGACCUUGAGGAUAAUGAAGACGAGGAUAGUGGUGUCAUAAAAGAUGAAGAAAAUGAACGUGAAAUACAUGAUUAUACUCGUAAUACUCAACUAUCUACAUCACAACCUCGUUCUUCAAACGCCACUCAGCCAUCAGAAAAGUACCUGAGAUAUGGAAUAGGCGCCAAAUUGAUGAUGAAGAUGGGGUACCAAGAAGGGAAAGGACUCGGGACGGACCAAUCGGGGAUUGUGAAGCCUAUUGAGACUUUUGCUAUGCAUGGACGAGCAGGAAUAGGUUCCGGAAAAGGAAGAAAAACUGGACGAAAAACUGACCAUGAAGAACAGAGUGAGCAGAAACUUCGAGGAAGUAGAAGAGAAAGAGGAAGAGGAAAAGGAAAAGGAAAAGGAACAGGAAAAGAAAAAGCGUACAGUGCUGGCGACUUUAAUUCUUCUGAUGAGCUGAUGGAGGUAAGUGACUAUUCUGAUGAAGAACAAUUAGCAAUCAAGAGGUUGAGAUCAAAAAUAUACAACAAGCUAGUUGAGUUUGAGAACUUGAAAAUAGAUGUACCUCAAAAUCUCAAAAACUGGUUAGAGAACCGAGACUGGGACUUUGAAAAUAAUUCAAAGUUUGAAAGAGUGUAUCAGAAACUCGAUACAAUCUACAGCUUAGUAACUUUGACAGAUAGAAAGGACCAAUUGCUCGAACUCAGAAGGAGAGAAGAAAGUGAUUACGAGGAAACUAUAAAUUCUAUGACUGUGAUGCUUGAGACGUUAAAAAUUGCGCGUGAUCAAAAAAUCUCUGUUUCCAGUGAUACUACUAGCAAUGAUGAUGAUGAUGAAGAAGAAGAAGAAGAAGAUGAUGAUGAUCCAAUAUUUAAACUAGCUGCAAUGAAAGUAAGCAAUUUAGAGUUACAAGAAUCCGUGAUUUUGACAUUGGUAAAAGACAAACUUGAACCAAUACUUGCAAUAAAUAUCAGCGAUAUUGAGCAACAACAAUCCAAAGUCAUUCCGAUUUUGCAAAAAAUUUGCAAGCUUUUUUUAUCAUUCACUCAGGAUGAUAAAUUGUGCCAAUAUGAUGCUUUACUUUAUCAGCAGUAUAGUGAAGAGAUUGAAAACAUUUUUCAAAGUAAUUUAUCUGUCGCUAUUGACAUGAAAAAUAACUCCGAUGAUGUGGUGGCCUCAAUAUUUUCGGCAUGGUCAGUUAAUAGUCCAUUUGCUGAUCUGGCAAUGGUUUUUGAACUUUUGUUUCAGGGCACCUUGUGGAAGCGAAUAUGUUUGCUUAUUGAACAAUGGGAACCUUGCUCGGGAAUUGUACUUGCUCGUGCAGUUGAAGAUUACUUGACAAUCGUUUCACACUUGGGUGACAAAUAUCAGUUUAAUGCAAAUGUAUGGAUUGGGAAGGCAUGUAAACGGAUUUCAGAUAAAGUGAAAAGAAUGGUAAACCACAAUGUAAGAGAAUCAAUGUGGUCCUAUUUAUUCGUAAAAGAUGGUCAUAAUAGCCAUGUAAAGCAUAUCAGGGACCAGCUAUUUGACAUUAAAACAAUAUGGCUUCCCCAAAUAGCCUCCCAUUCUCAAACUGACGCCUCAGAAAUUCUUAUUCUCAUGGAGGAGGCAUUUGCACAUGUCAUAUAUAGCCAAAUGGGUAAUUUGAAGAGUUUAUUUGCAAUUGCAUUCAUGUUUUAUGAUGUGAUGAAAUUGGAUUCCAGUAUACUAGUUGUGCAAUACGGAAUAUUUAAUCGUUGGAUUGAGAUUCUUAUAAGACUUUAUAAAAGCGACCCUAUGCAAGUCCCGGAAUGGUAUGCUGGAUGGUACAACUAUUUGACAAUUGACAUUGCUAACGAAGUUGCAGACGAAACGAGUGUUGAGGUCAAAAAUAUGAUUAUGUGGUACUUGACAAAAGCGUUAGACUUGAUUGAAUGCAAAUUUGACAUAGUAGAGUGCGAGAAGCUACCAAUGCUAUAUGGACAAAUCACUCCCGGUGUAGAAGAACUCCUACAUAUAGCAAGACACGAGAAUGUCAAAAAAGAAGAGAGUGUAAGUACGGUGACAAAUGUGAGUGGCAUACCGAGUAAAAAAUUUAUGACUACGUUCAAAGACGUUUUAGCUGGAUUCUGUGCUGAUAAGCAGAUAGUCAUGAAAAAUACACGGAAUUUGUUUCAUUCUACAAAAGGGUUCCUGAUAAUGUCUUUCGAGAAUAGUCAAAAGCUAAUAGUAUAUGGUUAUAUUGAUGAUGAUGUAUUGUGGGUACACUCCAACAAUAGUGGGGAUAUUGAAGAUGGCGAGUACGAGCCAAUUAGUUUAGAUAAGUUGCCAGAGUACUUUUUUAAAUAG